AGUGGUGAUUUCAAGUCUUUAGCCACAGCGAUGAGAACUACAAUCAGUACAAUCCUUGGCCAAUUCCAUUUCUACGGAUGGGUUGAAGAGCAUCGAAUUCUGGCACCCAUCAUGUUCUUCUUCUUCAAUCUCAUUGUGCUUCUAAUAUUGUUGAGUGUCUUUGUAGCACUUCUAAACUUAUCCGUCAGUGUAGUCAAGCAGUCACUCUUACAGCAAAGCAAUGACUUUGAAGUCAUUGAGUAUAUGACGAAACGUAUGCGACUGUGGCUAGGAUGUAAGCCCAAGGAUACAAAUAACCCCGAUGAAGGCAUUGACAGUCCCGCAGUUUCUGCGAUUACCGCUCGAGAUAUUGAAGUCACAGAUACUGGACAGGAAGAGAGUCUCGCAGACAAUCAUUUUGAUGACAAAAUGUGGACAAACAUCGUUCCAUGGCCAAGAAAGCUACAACAAAAGAUGGAUAAAAUCCUCUCUCUUUUGGACAAAAUUUCAGACACUGACAAGAAAAAUUAGAAAGACUUCUGUGUGAAACACAAUCUCUACUGUCAAUCUCACACUGUUAUCAUGUAACGUGAAACACAAGCAUGUAGUACUGUAACUUAUCCCUGGUGCUCUCCUUGCAAACUGUUGCCAUGCAGCUUUGCAUUCAGUUGAGCCAACAGCUACACACUAGCAUUUGGCUACAGUUAUAUUGAUAACUACAUUAGAUAGCAGGAGAAACUGGCCGUAUAUUUGUACAUGUUUCCUGCAGUUUAGAUACGCAUGAUUGACAAAUGAAUCAGGAACACAUAAUCCCAAUGACCAGACAA
Corticium candelabrum is the source of this 806-nucleotide messenger RNA. Its product is annotated as polycystin-2-like. Gene Ontology annotation, biological process: detection of mechanical stimulus. The record is from RefSeq and is a predicted model, not a curated record. Gene Ontology annotation, molecular function: calcium channel activity. The transcript has 2 exons. NCBI's taxonomy places the organism in Eukaryota, Metazoa, Porifera, Homoscleromorpha, Homosclerophorida, Plakinidae. The coding region runs from base 31 to 510 and encodes 159 amino acids. Gene Ontology annotation, cellular component: membrane.